GCUUGUCUCCGCCCACCGCUUCGAUAGACUUCCUGAAAACGCUCGUGCCUCCCCUACAGCUCAGGAAAGCUGGAAAACUCGCGAUGUAGGGGGUACAAAAAAGCCAGGGCACCUGAAACAGCGACUAAGGAGGAAAACCAUGACUUGAGAUACCCUGUUCCAGCACUACUCCACUUUCUGUAUUCUGUGCUUUAUUUAUUACCCUUUUGAGGACUGUCCUGCAAGAACCGGAGAACAGAAUUCAACCUUAAUGGAUAUCAAAUCUUGGAUUUUCUUGCAUUUUUUUCAUUGGAUGAUCACAAGAGGAAUUAGCAUUGUUUCCAGGCAAAAUUGCACUGAUUGGAACGAUUUAACACUAUCAGGGAAAGAAAAGCCUGCUGAAGUUUUUAAUUUUAUUUUGAACAGACACCUAUUGAAGCGCUGUCAUCCUUUAUAACUUUGUUGAACAUUCAGUUUAUGUAAAACAUCUCCAAACGUCUACUUCAUCCGUCCAGAAAGUCAUCUCACUACAAAGCUGAAGGUAGACCUCUGUAUGAGGCCCUCACCCAAACCUACCCUUUGCUUCCCAGUGGCACUACUUUUUGAGUCCAGACAUUGAGCAUGCGUUCUCCUGGCCCAGACAGCCCGUCCAUGACUGAGGAAGCAUUGCUGCAUGGACAGUUUGGUGGUUGGAGUAGUGGAGGCGGCAGUGGAAGUAACAGCAACAGCUGCCCUAACAGUCCUGGAGGUGUGUCUUUACCUUCCAGCCCUGCCUCCACUAACUACGCCUUGACCCUCACGCCAACUCACAUCCAUGUCCAGCGGUUGUCUCCACGUGCAGGGAAGCAGUCCAGGUUGCUUCUGCCUAUGGCAGAGCUGACCGGAUGCAGCUGCCCACGCUCACCAGCCCCUCCCUUACUAGUGCUUUACUGGUACCCUCCGGGACGCCGCCGGAAGGGUGUUUCUAGACACAGACAGGUGAGGGCGUAUUUGGCAGAGAGCCGAGCUGAGGCGGAGAAAUGGAACGCUGCUAUACAGAGCCUGCUGAGGGGGAUGGACGUCAGCUCCACUACAGAAUUUUGCAAAAGCAUGUUGCCUCGUCCCCGUCGACUGUUGCUGCUGGUCAAUCCAUUCAGUGGCCGGGGUCAGGCAAUGCAAUGGUGUCAAACGCACAUACUUCCAAUGAUAAGAGAAGCUAACAUCAGCUAUAACCUCAUACAGACAGAGCGUCAGAAUCACGCACGUGAGCUAAUCAGAGAGAUCUCACUACCAGAAUGGGAUGGAAUCGUCAUUGUGUCUGGAGAUGGACUUUUGCAUGAGGUGAUAAAUGGCCUUAUGGAAAGGCCAGAUUGGGAACAAGCAAUAAAAACUCCUGUGGGAAUUCUGCCUUGUGGCUCUGGAAAUGCACUUGCUGGUUCCAUCAACCACCAUGCUGGAUAUGACAUGUGCCUACGGGAGCCUCUCCUCCUCAACUGCUGUUUUCUGCUGUGCCGAGGUGGGGUUAAACCGUUGGACUUGGUCUCUGUUACAACCAGCCCGUGUGCUUCAUCAUCCACGUCUAAUCAAAAUGGGCAUCCACCUGCUCCCAGGAGGCUUUUCUCUUUCCUUUCUGUGGCUUGGGGUUUUGUUUCUGAUGUGGACAUAGAGAGCGAACGCUACAGAGGGCUGGGCUCAGCUCGUUUUACACUGGGAACACUAGUGAGAUUGGCUUCUCUGCGCUCUUAUAAGGGUCGCCUUUCCUACCUGCCUCCUGCUGUAGUCAACCCGUCCCCUGAUGCCACACCUCAGCCACCCCGGAGGCCCCUGUCGCGCAGUAUUACUGAAGGUCUGGAGGGAUUUUGUCGCACACCCAUCCACCGCACAUGCUCUGACAUGGGCCUGAGUGAACAAAGAAGUCUCCGAAAAGAUGAUGGAGAAAGAGAGAGGGAAAGAGAGCGGGAAAGACAGGAGAGAGAGCGGGAGAGGGAAAGGAGGAGAGACAGGGCAAGAGGGGUUGGGGUAGUGAGAGCCAGCAGUCUCGCAGAAGACCGGGAGAGAGAGGUAGAAGCAGAAGAGAAAAUGGAGGAGAUGUCUGGCACCAGCUCUGAGUCAACUGAAAGGGAUGAAUGUGACAACAUAGCCAAGAAUAAUGGUAACGAAGAAGAAAAUAAUUCAGGAAAGAGUAAGAUAGAUGGCCAAGAGUUGACAAAUGCAAGAAAUUUAAGUGACACAAAUGAAGUAAAUGACUGUGACGGAAGUUAUCAGACAACACCACCUGAACUGCAACAUGCAUUACGUAAAAACUCGGCUCCCUCUAGCCAAAUAAUUAAUGCCUUCUUCAGCCAACCGAUUGGUGCAGACACUGACCAAGACUUGGAGCUGGCAGCCUAUGGCAAGGAGGAUGAGGACAUAAAUGGCACUUAUUUUCAGAAAGAGGCAUAUUCAUUGGACAAGUCUCGCGAGCGAGCCCUCACUAUCUCAUCCUCUCCAUUCCGUCAGUCUCCUUUCAAAGCUUUCAAGCCCAAAACUUUGGACCAGAACCAGAACCCUUCAAGGCCAAGGCCCCUCUCUCUUCUCCACCAAUCCCAUUCAAACUCUCUCCCUCCGAAAUUUCCAUCCCUUUCUCUGUCCCUUUCUCCAACCCCUCCUUCAUCUCCAUCUUGUGCCUCUCCACACUCUUCUUAUCUCGCACCACGUCCCAACACUCCCAGCUCAUCUUCUCCAUCCCCUUCUAUUCAUUCACCAACUCCUUCCUUCAACUUUGACCUAGCAGAGCCUGCAGGACCCCUAAAAAACCGACCUCACAUGACAUCCUCCAUCAACCUUCCAGAGGAUGAUUUGCUACCUCCUCUGGACCAGCCUCUCCCUACAAGGGACUGGGUUACUAUUGAAGGUGAUUUUGUCCUGGUUCUUGCCAUCUACCAGUCCCACCUGGGAGCAGACCUUCUUGCUGCGCCUCAGGCUCGGUUUGAUGAUGGCUUGAUCCAUCUGACAUUUGUGCGGGCUGGCAUCUCCCGAGCAACACUACUUAGACUGUUCCUAGCAAUGGAGAGAGGAGCCCAUCUGUCUCUUAGCUCUCCCUAUGUUAGUCACGUUUCUGCUCGGGCGUUCCGCCUUCAGCCACUUUCCCCACGAGGAACCCUUACUGUAGAUGGAGAGCUGGUGCCCUAUGGGCCACUGCAGGCACAGGUUCAUCCCUCCAUGGCUCGUUUGAUUGUUGGGGACUCUGGAAUAAAGAUUACAAGAUUCUGACCUGUUUGGAUUUGAACGGGCAGGGAUUAGCGUGUUGCUUUGGAUUAUAUAACAUUUUGCCAUCCGCAUAUUGGGUGGGAGAGAGAAACAGAAAGCCAGCAGUUGCAAUCACUGCUUUUACUGGGAUUAACUAAGGGAUUGCUUAUUCAAGCUGCGUAUGCAAGGAGAAUUUUUGAAUUUAACGAAGGGAUGAAAACUUGCGGCCUAUUGCACGACUGUAGGAUUACACUUGGAAUUCCCUCACUGUAGUUGCAGAGAGAAUGCAGCAAUGUCCACAUAGAAGAGAAAUGAAUGUGUCCAACUGGUGUAUACAUUUUAGUAUGCAUUCGUGAGUAGAUUUUCAACAGUGCUCCUGCCUUAUUUCAGAGAGUGGAAAAAACAAUGACACACUAAAAAAAAACAAUAGCUGGCUUUUAGGUUGCCAUCCCCACAUUCAAAUAUGGCUCCUCCCAUUUUGCAUAAUAGGUACCCCUGGAAUGCCUUAUCCGUCUCUGAACUUCAAGUGAAACCCCUCCUUAAUUUAUAUACUUGCUCUUUAUCAUACUUACAAACGUAAACCUCAUUAGCAAAGAUUUAUCUGCAUUGAACUAAGUCUCCGUCCAGCUUUUGAAAAUCUAUUGUUGGAACUGAUCAGAAAUGUAAUCAGUUUAGAUUUGCGUCCAUUUAGUUUUGCGGGUAAUUUUAGGAUACAAUCAUUGACUGCAACAGUUAAACUGUUAAGGUGUAAAUUGCACUGCUAGUUUGUUUACGAAAAGCAUGCCAUGAUAUUUUUGGUUACUAGCAUUCUACACUGCAGUGAACACAGAAAGAAAGCUUGCAGUACGAAGUUUUUUCUUCCGCCCAGUGUCUUUUGCAUAAUUUCUGUGCAUUUUUAUUCAGCUUAAUCGAACUGGAAGUAGUUUGUGAUCAACUGGUAAUGCACCUUUAAGUAAUAAAAAAACAACAACAUUUGUUAGGCAAGGGUGAUUUCGGUAAUUUGGGCAAAUGAUCAGUAAAUUUGAUAACAUUUUAAUCUAUUUCUUUCUAAAAUAUAUUUAAGAUUAGGUAACUAGAGAGUAUUUAUCAGCUCUUUUAAAAAGCAUUCCUGUAGAAAAUCCAGCUGUGGAGCUGAUUAUAAAUUUAAAAACACAAUUUGAGUGAUUUUACCUAAAUAUUUAUUGGAGAAAUGCCCUAUUUACACUUCUGCAGUACUUUUUCUUAUUUUUCAGAGGACCACGGUUUGACAUUUUUUCAUUUUUGCUGUAAUUUCGAAAUUAACAAGACAAAAAAUAAAUAAAUAACUCUAGAACUCGAUUGGUAUUUCCGAACAGCUGUUCAGUUCUGUUUAGUGCAAUAAUUUCUACUUUUGUUGAUCACUGCUGUCCUUAGCUAUUAAGGUUGAUAUUUAUUUCUAGUUGAUUUGUUUUCGAGUCAGGGCACUCAAAAAUGAUUUUCAGCUAUAAUCAGAUGGCCAGUUAUUUGGUUUUGCUGUUCAUUCCCUAUAUUUUCUUCCUCCUUUUGUUGUACCAUGCUUUAGCGUGAACAAAUAAUUUUGGUAUCAAGCUGCUGUCCACCUUGAAAAUGCCAGUUUAAGAUCAUCCUCAAAUGCUUGUAUUAAGAUUGUAAUUACUAUUAAAAGAAUAUUAUAAUAAACAUAUAUGCAUAUUAUUUACAGUUCCUAGAUCUGUAUGGUUUAAGAGUUUCAUUCAGAUAAAAUUUAACUAUCAAACCCUG
Danio rerio (zebrafish) is the source of this 4923-nucleotide messenger RNA. NCBI's taxonomy places the organism in Eukaryota, Metazoa, Chordata, Actinopteri, Cypriniformes, Danionidae. The record is from RefSeq and is a predicted model, not a curated record.